Molecule: messenger RNA, 1851 nt
Organism: Fusarium odoratissimum NRRL 54006
Lineage: Eukaryota; Fungi; Ascomycota; Sordariomycetes; Hypocreales; Nectriaceae
Exons: 6
Coding region: 1-1689 (562 amino acids)
Biological process (GO): transmembrane transport
Molecular function (GO): transmembrane transporter activity
Source: RefSeq, a predicted model, not a curated record
AUGGAUCCCGGGGAGUCCAUACACCAGGAGGACACUAAGUCUCCGAUAAACGCUUCUGUAGGGACUGAAGACAGGGAGAAGUCUCACCCGCCGGCGAAUCUUGAGGCAGGUAUCCGUCAAGAUGAGGCUGUUGACGGAGAACCAGCACAGGAGGAGGAUAACUACCUCCAUGGAUUACCCCUAGUACUGAUGUCACUUUCACUCAUGGUUGGUGUAUUGAUGAUCGCUCUGGAUAAUAGUAUCAUUGCUACUGCUAUCCCAAAGAUUACGAGCAAGUUUGAUAGUCUGGGCGACGUUGCCUGGUAUGCAUCAGCCUAUCUCCUCACCCAAAUGUCCUUCCAACCUACCUUCGGCAAGAUAUAUACCUUCUUCAAUCUCAAAUGGGUAUACUUAAUCUCUUCGAUCAUCUUUGAAGGGGGCUCUAUUCUUUGCGCUGCAGCACCGAGUUCAGCAGCCUUCAUCAUCGGUAGAGCCAUAGCUGGGCUGGGCGCAGCGGGCGUAUUCUGCGGUGCCAUGAUCAUCAUUUCCAAGAUCGUUGAGAUGAGAAAAAGGCCAUUACUGCUGGCCAUAAUCUCCAGUAUGUAUGGCAUAGCGUCUGUCAUUGGCCCCUCGCUUGGUGGUGUAUUCACUCAUUCGAAGCAACUUACUUGGAGAUUUUGUUUCUGGAUCAACUUGCCUCUGGGUGCCAUAAUGGCUCUCAUAAUCUGUUUUUAUUAUCCUAUCUCCCUCGGUGAAGCUCCAGACAGCGACCAUACCCUCAAGGAAAAGAUACUUGGCCUCGGCCUCAAAAGCGCAGUGAUUCUUGCAGGAGCUCUAGUAUGCCUCUUCCUGGCUCUACAAUGGGGAGGCACCAAACAUCCUUGGUCCGAUUCACGGGUCUGGGGCUGUCUUGUUAGCUUUGGUCUUCUUCUGACGCUCUUCGUGUACAUACAAAUACGACAAGGGGAAGCUGCACUGAUCCGUCCUCGCAUCAUCUCACAGAGAUCCGUCUUCCUUGGAUGCCUUUUCUCUGCGCUGUAUCAAGGAGCUAUGACCACGCAGAGUUACCAUCUGCCGUUUUAUUUCCAGGCUGUCAAGGGAGUGGAUCCCCAAUCAUCUGGUGUUGACAUUCUUCCCCACGGGGUUACCGUCACGAUAGCCACUCUUAUUACCGGCUCUAUUAUCACUUGGCUGGGAUACUACGUCCCAUUUAUGUGGGCUGGCUCGGCCAUCUUCACAAUUGGUGCAGGUCUGCUGUACACGAUCUCACAAAACACCCCACUGGCGAGAUGGUUUGGCUACGAAGUUCUAGCUGGAGCUGGCUUCGGCAUAGCGAUCCAGAUCCCAAUCUUUGCCGUACAAGUCGUCUUGGUAGCAGGUGACAUUCCCCUGGGAACGGUGCUGAUCAUCCUAUCCCAAGCCCUGGGAGGUUCGGUGGGUCUGUCCAUCUCCCAAAACGUCUUCCAGAACUCUCUCCGCCAAAGGCUAAAGACAAUAGCCGACAUUGACAUCCAAGCUGUUAUCGCGGCAGGAGGGACUGAUUUGGAACAUGUCGUGUCGGCUGAUUCUCUCGCCCACGUCAGAGAUGCGUUUAGGUAUGGUAUCUCAAAUGCCUUCCUUGUAUCGACGGCACUUGGCGGCGUCGCCUUUUUGGCAAGUAUCGGAAUGGAGCGAAAGAAGAUCAAGUCAAAGAAGGAAGGAGGUGAGUAAACGACCUCGUGGUCGACCCUUGGAGGCGAUGAAGAGGGUGUAUAGCGACGGCUAUAUAGCCGAGCGGGGAAGGAUAGUAUGAGGCCGAUAUCAACUAUGAUGCAUAGAUAGCACGCAUCUCGAGCCUAUCUUGAUAGAAUCACAUGUUUAUUCGGCAUUUCU